Molecule: messenger RNA, 1491 nt
Organism: Protobothrops mucrosquamatus (brown spotted pit viper)
Lineage: Eukaryota; Metazoa; Chordata; Lepidosauria; Squamata; Viperidae
Product: cytochrome P450 2F5-like
Exons: 9
Coding region: 1-1491 (496 amino acids)
Biological process (GO): xenobiotic metabolic process
Cellular component (GO): intracellular membrane-bounded organelle; cytoplasm
Molecular function (GO): oxidoreductase activity, acting on paired donors, with incorporation or reduction of molecular oxygen, reduced flavin or flavoprotein as one donor, and incorporation of one atom of oxygen; heme binding; iron ion binding
Source: RefSeq, a predicted model, not a curated record
AUGGAAGCAAGUGCGGCCACCCUUCUCCUCCUGGCUCUCUGCCUUUCCUGCCUGCUGCUGCUCCUCCGAGGAGGACGAGGGGGCACCAAGGCACGGCUGCCCCCGGGACCUCGGCCCUUGCCCUUCAUUGGCAACCUGCCACACCUGGAUGCCAAGAACAUGAUCAAGUCCCUGAUGGAGCUCGGCAGGCAGUACGGCUCGCUCUUCACCAUCCACAUGGGCUCCCGGCCGGUGGUGGUGCUGUGCGGGUACCAGGCGGUGAAGGAGGCCCUGGUGGACCGAGGCGAGGAGUUCAGCGGCCGGGGAGACAUGCCGGUCCUGUUCCGAUUCACUCAGGGGAACGGCGUCGCCUUCUCCAACGGGGAGAAAUGGAAGAGCCUGAGGCGUUUUGCCAUCCAGACCUUGCGGGACUUCGGGAUGGGGAAGCGCAGCAUCGAGGAGCGAAUCCAGGAGGAGGCCCAGUGCCUGGUGAAGGAGUUCGCCAAGCGGACAGGUGCUCAGGAGCCCUUUGACCCCACGUUCCUGCUUGGCUGCUCGGUCUCCAACGUCAUCUGCUCCAUAGUCUUCGGAGAUCGAUUUGACUACGAGGAUCAGCAUUUCCUGACAUUCAUUGGGCUGAUCAAUGACAACUUCCGCCUCUUCAGCUCCCCUUGUGCCCAGAUGUACAACAUUUUCCCCCACAUCAUGUAUUAUCUGCCUGGACCACACAACCAGAUUUUUGCCAACUUUGAGAAGCUGCGGGCGCUGGUGAAGGAGAUGGCCAAGGCCCACCAGGCCAGCCUGGACCCCAACUGCCCGCGCGAUUUUAUAGACUGCUUCCUCCUGAAGAUGCAGCAGGAGAAGGAAGACCCCCACAGCUUCUUCCACACCGACACUUUGAUCAUGACCACCCACAACCUCUUCUUUGCGGGCACCGAGACCAUCAGCACCACCCUACGCUACGCCCUCCUCAUCCUCAUGAAGUUCCCCGAAGUAGCAGCCAAGGUGCAGGAGGAGAUCGCGAAGGUCAUUGGCUCAGAGCGCCAGCCCUCCAUUGCGGACCGGGCAAGGAUGCCCUACACGGAUGCUGUGAUCCAUGAGGUCCAGAGGUUCGCUGACAUCAUCCCCAUGGGCAUCCCCCAUGCCCUGACCAAGGACACCCAUUUCCGGGGCUUCUUCUUUCCAGAGGGCACCAACGUUCUGCCGUUCUUCCACUCCGUGCACCGAGAUGCCACCCAGUUCAAGAACCCAGAGAUGUUUGACCCCGGGCACUUCCUGGACGAGGAGGGGGCCUUCCGACGCUCCAACGCCUUCAUGCCCUUCUCCGCCGGGAAGCGGCUGUGUCUGGGCGAAGCCUUGGCGCGCAUGGAGCUUUUCCUCUACCUGAGCGCCCUCCUGCAGCGCUUCUCCUUCCAGCCCAGCUGCCCCCGCGACCAGCUCGACCUCUCGCCCAUGAUGAGCGGCAUCGGGAACGUGCCGCGCCCCUACUCCUGCCGCCCGCUCCCCCGCUGA